Messenger RNA from Hydra vulgaris (swiftwater hydra), 576 nucleotides. RefSeq lists its product as uncharacterized. NCBI's taxonomy places the organism in Eukaryota, Metazoa, Cnidaria, Hydrozoa, Anthoathecata, Hydridae. Gene Ontology annotation, molecular function: protein dimerization activity. The record is from RefSeq and is a predicted model, not a curated record.
AUGGCUGAUGAAUCAAGAUCUCAACCUCUCACAGAAAUCACAGGGAAAAUAGAUUUUAUUAGAAAUGUAUAUUAUGUGAUCAUUGAUACUCUUAAAUGUCAACUUAGUUCGAGAAGACAAGCUUAUGAAAAAAUAUCAGAUAUUUAUGGGUGUAUGCCCACAUUGUAUAAAACACUGAAUUCUAUUGUUGUAAGAAACACAUGUGAAACUUUGGCAAAAUAUUUUAUUGAUGAUGUUGAAAACUCAAGCUUACUUAUAGAUGAGUGUAUUCUUUUUUCAAAAUUAAUUUCCACGGAUAAAAAUGUAAAAUCUGUUCUCUCUUUGUAUAAGUACAUCAAGACCAAAGAAUUAGAGUGUAUGUUUCCAAAUUUAGAAAUAGUUAUGCGUAUGUACCUUAGUACAGCAGUUUCAAACUGCUCAGGCGAAAGAGCUUUUUCUGUACUUAAAAGAGUAAAAUCCUACUUGAGGUCAACCAUGAAGGAGGAAAGACUGAAUGCAUUAGCAAUAUUUAGCAUUGAAGCAGAAUUGGUUGAAAAAUUAGAUUUUAAUGAUACUAUUAACACAUUUGCCCAUUAA